AUGAAAACAGAUCUUGAGGACAUUGUAAAGAGAAAUUCGCACGUUUCUAAGCGAAUUGCGGAUGAAAAAUUGGAUGGCUACAUCGUAGUGAAUUCAAUUGGCCAAAUUCUUCUCGCGUCUGCCUUUGACGAAGAAACCGCACGAUUAAUUUCAAAGCUCUUUAAAAAUUUUGCCGAAUUAACAAGAAGUUGCAUUCGUGAUUUAGAUCCAGAUGAUGAGCUCAUUUCAUUGCGUUUGCGCGAGGAAAUGUACGAAUAUAUGCUAAUUUAUGCGGAAGAAUAUUUAAUUAUUGGUCGAAAGGACAUUGAGUGAGAGCACCACGAAGGAAACUAAAUAAUACAAAUGAUAUACAAAAAUUAUUUAUUCCUCGUUCAUUGAAGCAAAUCGAAAUGAGA
This is a messenger RNA of Lutzomyia longipalpis, 395 nucleotides long. RefSeq names its product dynein light chain roadblock-type 1 (gene robl62A). Gene Ontology annotation, molecular function: dynein intermediate chain binding. The coding region runs from base 1 to 312 and encodes 103 amino acids. Gene Ontology annotation, cellular component: cytoplasm; centrosome; cytoplasmic dynein complex. NCBI's taxonomy places the organism in Eukaryota, Metazoa, Arthropoda, Insecta, Diptera, Psychodidae. The record is from RefSeq and is a predicted model, not a curated record. Gene Ontology annotation, biological process: microtubule-based movement. The transcript has 2 exons.